Messenger RNA from Naegleria lovaniensis, 1548 nucleotides. RefSeq lists its product as uncharacterized. Gene Ontology annotation, molecular function: transcription coactivator activity; zinc ion binding. Gene Ontology annotation, cellular component: nucleus. The transcript has a single exon. The coding region runs from base 1 to 1548 and encodes 515 amino acids. Gene Ontology annotation, biological process: positive regulation of DNA-templated transcription. The record is from RefSeq and is a predicted model, not a curated record. Lineage: Eukaryota; Heterolobosea; Eutetramitea; Acrasida; Naegleriidae.
AUGUCCAACAAGAAAGAAGGAGAGUUUCCUUCACUACCACAACAAGAGAGAUCCUACAAACAGAUUGGAGAUGCUAUUGGACACAUCCCUGUAAAAUUUGCAAAGAAAAAGGGAGGAGGAACAUCGGGUCAUCAAUUCUACAGCCACAAGCCCUCGAAUCAAAGCUCUCAACAUUCGCAACCACAAUUACAUAGGAAUGAUCUUUCCGAUAAAGCGUAUGAAAAUUUAAGUCGUAUCAACAAAGCCUUUGAAUUUGGAAAUUUGUUGAAGAACAACAAAGUUCUCACCAACUGCACUUGUUGUGGAAAAAUCAUCACGGCUGAAGAAGGCUUUGGUCCAUGCUCUUUUUGUCAAACGAAUAUAACACCAGAAGCUGUAACACAAUAUUAUAAUUCAGCUGAUGAUUUUAAUAUUUCUAAAAACAAGAAGGGAAACGAAGAUUAUUUAAAAGCAUUGGAAUUGCGAAAUCGAUUGUUACGAUGGGAUGAAAAUUAUUCACAAACAACAGCCGUCAUUGAUGAGCAAGCUGCCGAGUAUGGUAACUCUUCUACAUCAAAAGAUAUUUGGCUUUCUGAUUCAGAAAAGAAACAACGUGAGAAAAUUGAAGAAAGAAUUAAAGAGUUGAAGGAACAAUUGAAAAACAGAAGCGGCCCUCUGAAGUACACUUUUGAUUUUGCUGGAAAAAGAAUUCUGUUGGAUGAAUCUCAUCAAAUCGAAACACAAAAGGAAAUUGACAGAUUAAUGGAAAGUCUCAAGGUGGCAACACCAAAGAAUAAUACUUCUCAAAUGGAAAAUGUUAUCACGAGAGAAGGAUCAUCUGUUGGAACCCAAAGAUCUGCAUUAUUAGAUGUCACCAAGCUCAAAUAUAUUGAAUCAAAGGAAAAAAAGAACAAGCUAACCGUGAUCCCGGUUGUUGAAGGCAAAUCUGGUGGAGUUGUACAAAAUCAAUAUUAUAUUGAAGAUGAUGAGCCAGCAUGUGACAUGUCUUCUUCUGAUAGCACCACAUGUCAAGGAGGAACAUCAGAUACGGUGGAUGGGCUUGAACCUAUCAUUCAAUAUUGUGAACCAAUAAGCACACAUGAGGAUGAUCAAGGUUUUUGCCUCUCCAUGCAUCAACCUUGGUGUUCACUUCUUGUUUAUGGCAUUAAAAGACACGAAGGGAGAUCAUGGAAUACAGCUCAUCGAGGACGGUUGUGGAUUGCAAGUACAGCUGAACAACCAACUGAUGAAAGCAUUCAAGAACUUGAGACGUACUACAAGACCAAUUUUAAUAGAAUGCAAGGUUAUCCCAAACACUAUCCGACAAGUGUCAUUGUAGGUUGUGUGGACGUAAUUGAUUGUGUGUCGAGUGAGGAAUACCGAGAACGGUUCCCGAGUGAGGAACAAGAAUCUGACUCUGAUUACGUAUUUAUUUGUGCCAACCCUCGUAGACUCUUUCUUCCUUAUCCCAUUUCAGGAAAGCCCAAGAUUUACAAGUUGACCAAGGAACAACUAGAAGCUUGUCAACUUGGUCUUAAACCUUUACCCUCAUCGUCCUCACAUAAAUAG